Spodoptera litura is the source of this 4782-nucleotide messenger RNA. RefSeq names its product coatomer subunit beta' (gene beta'COP). The record is from RefSeq and is a predicted model, not a curated record. Gene Ontology annotation, cellular component: COPI vesicle coat. Gene Ontology annotation, biological process: intra-Golgi vesicle-mediated transport; retrograde vesicle-mediated transport, Golgi to endoplasmic reticulum; intracellular protein transport. Gene Ontology annotation, molecular function: protein binding; structural molecule activity. Lineage: Eukaryota; Metazoa; Arthropoda; Insecta; Lepidoptera; Noctuidae.
UGUGUUGGCACACGAAAAAAAAAAAUAGUGACACGUCCACCCACCCUGUCAAACUUCCACAGUUCCUCUGUUCCUGUAUGAUAAAUUUUCAUGUUUUAACUAUUAAAAAUGCCGUUGCGCCUGGAUAUCAAGAGGAAGUUGACAGCGAGGUCGGACCGCGUCAAGUGUGUGGACCAGCACCCGACCGAGCCAUGGCUCCUAUGCUCCCUAUACAACGGUGACGUGAACAUAUGGAACUAUGAAACACACUCACAGAUCAAGAGGUUUGAGGUAUGCGAUCUACCUGUGCGCGCCGCCAAGUUCGUGCCACGCAAGAACUGGGUGAUCACCGGCUCCGAUGACAUGCAAAUUCGCGUGUUCAACUACAACACGCUGGAGAGAGUGCACGCUUUUGAAGCGCACUCCGACUACGUCAGAUGCAUCGCAAUACAUCCUACACAGCCAUACAUUCUCACCAGCAGCGAUGAUCUCCUGAUCAAGUUGUGGAACUGGGAACGCAACUGGGCAUGUCAGCAAGUGUUCGAGGGCCAUACACAUUAUGUGAUGCAGAUCGUCAUCAACCCUAAAGACAACAACACAUUCGCUAGUGCUAGUCUUGACACCACCGUCAAAGUAUGGCAACUUGGGUCCUCAAUUUCCAACUUCACGCUAGAAGGCCACGAGAAAGGCGUCAACUGCGUCGACUAUUACCAUGGAGGAGACAAGCCCUACCUCAUAAGUGGUGCUGACGAUCGUCUUGUCAAAAUAUGGGACUACCAGAACAAAACAUGUGUUCAGACAUUAGAGAGUCACACGCAGAAUGUGACGGCGGUGUCGUUCCACCCCGAAUUGCCGAUCCUGCUGACUGGCUCAGAGGACGGCACUAUCAGAAUAUGGCACGCAGGCACUUACAGACUAGAAUCCUCCCUCAACUACGGUUUCGAGAGAGUCUGGACCAUUUCUUCCAUGCACGGCUCCAACAACGUGGCCAUCGGUUACGACGAGGGCACGAUCAUGAUCAAGGUGGGUCGCGAGGAGCCCGCUAUUUCCAUGGACGUCAAUGGAGGCAAGAUUAUUUGGGCGAAACAUUCUGAGAUGCAGCAAGUCAACCUGAAGGCAUUGCCAGAAGGCACUGAGAUAAAAGAUGGGGAGCGAGUCCCAGUGAUGGCGAAGGACAUGGGUUCCUGUGAGAUCUACCCUCAGACUAUUGCGCAUAACCCGAACGGGCGGUUCGUGGUAGUGUGCGGCGACGGCGAGUACAUUAUUUACACGGCCAUGGCACUUAGAAACAAGGCCUUUGGAACUGCACAGGAGUUCGUCUGGGCGUUUGACAGCUCGGAAUAUGCGACUCUUGAAAACUCCAGCACUAUCAAGGUGUUCAAAAACUUCAAAGAGAGAAAGAGCUUCAAGCCUGAGUAUGGAGCUGAAGGAAUAUACGGCGGUUUCAUGUUGGGUGUGAAGUCUAUCAGCGGUGUGGCAUUCUCUUUCUAUGACUGGGAGAAUCUGGAGUUGAUCAGAAGGAUCGAGAUCCAACCACGACACGUGUAUUGGUCUGAGAGUGGCAACCUGGUGUGCCUGGCGGCUGACGACUCGUACUACGUGCUCAAGUAUAAUGCAGCUGUUGUGACGCGAGCUCGCGAAACCAAUUCCAACAUCACAGAAGACGGCAUCGAAGACGCUUUUGAGGUCGUGGGUGCAGUGAACGAGGUUGUAAAGACAGGACUAUGGGUAGGCGACUGCUUCAUCUACACGAAUUCCUUGAACAGAAUAAACUACUACGUCGGCGGAGAGAUCGUCACCAUAUCCCACCUCGACCACACCAUGUACAUCCUCGGAUACGUCGCCAAGGAGAACAGGCUGUACCUAAAUGACAAGGAGUUGAACAUAGUGUCCUACUCGCUGCUGCUGUCGGUACUGGAGUACCAGACGGCGGUGAUGCGCGCAGACUUCGAGACAGCAGACCGUGUACUGCCCACCAUUCCACAAGAACAUCGCACUAGGGUCGCUCACUUCCUAGAGAAACAAGGCUUCAAACAACAAGCUUUAGCAGUCUCCACAGAGCCCGAACACCAGUUCGAGCUAGCCCUCUCACUGGGCGAACUUAGAAGAGCGAAGCAGUUGGCUGAAGAGGCGGCAUUGGCCGAGGGUUCUACGUCGCGAUCCUCAGCGGCGCGGUGGUCUCGGCUAGGAGCUGCCGCCGCCGCCGCCGCAGACACGGAACUCACCAAGGCCUGCUAUCAGAGUGCUAAGGACUACAGUGCCCUCCUUCUAUUCGCAGCUAGUACCGGCGACAAAGAACUGUUGAAGAGUGUUGCACAGAUGUCCUCGGUGGAAAACGCAGAGAAUAUCUCAUUCGUGGCCUACUUUAUGCUGAAUGAUCUCGAAUCCUGUCUCAAGCUGCUCAUACAACGGGACAAGCUGCCUGAAGCCGCCUUCUUUGCCAGAUCAUACAUUCCAUCGAAGAUGUCAGAAGUGGUGAAGCUAUGGCGUGAGUCCACUAGCGCCAGCAACGCAAAGCUCGGCCAAUCUCUCGCCGACCCGGAGCAGUAUGAGAACUUGUUCCCUGAAUUCUCGCAAUCAUUGGAGUUGGAGAGAUUUCAGCGCGAGUAUGGGUAUGAACAAAGUUGCUUGCUAGCAAACUUGCCGUUCGACUCGAAGACUUGCAACCUUGAGCGUAACCUUGCCACGGAGAAGGAGGAGGCCGAGCAACGCGGCUUUAAGCUGAGCUCCACUACCCUGGUGCGGUCUCCUGCAGACAGCUCAAAUGAUCUUGGUCUCGAAGACCGAGAUACAAGCAAUGAUAGUCCUUCCCGCAUGGUGCCGGACAGUACAGUGACUACCGCGGCGCAGCAGGAUCUGAAGAAACGGCGCGACUCUCUCGACAUGGAGGAGCUGGAGCGGGAGAUCGAAGAUAUCGUCCUCGACGGCACGGUCGAAAACGUGGAUCUGUCGGACGAUGUAGAUUUACUGGAUUAAUUCUUAAGUGUAUUUAAAUUGUUUAUUUUAUAUACAGUACAGAUCAUAAAACUAUUGUACUUCAUAAAGUGCUAAUUCCUUAUAAGAUUGAAGUAUUAUACAGAUUUGCUUUGUUGUGUUUUUGUUGGAUAUUAAUAAAAUGUAUAUCGGACUCUUGAUGUUAAACAGAUAUUGAUGUUCUAAUCAAAUAUAAUACUAAUGGAUCUAUUAGCCACAAUAUUAUAUUCUGGUAGUAUAAUUAUAAUGAAUGAAAUGCUAUAUUACUUAAUACUUAAACUGGUAAAGAAACAUGUUAUUAUUUGUAAGAAAUUGAAGAGUAUGUAAAUUAUAUAAUAGGAUAAUAGCGAAAGCCGCGAUAUCAAGUGUAUGAUGUACCACAAACAGCUGCAAGUGUAGCGAGGCGCGGCCGGCGGCGGGUGUCGCCGAGCGCCGGAUUACCUCACGGCGCGCUCUGUAAUGGUGCUGUAAUGCUGUAAUGCCAGGUUUCCUGUUUAGUACUCGCCGUUAAAUCAGCCAGACGCGCUUAUUAGACAACUACGUCCAUUCAGAAAAAAGGAAUCAUAAUUUAACCUUUUAACGGAGUGCCGCCGUGCUCUGAACUAGUUGGACUAAUUUGUAAGACAACCCAUAUAAAUUGAAAUUAGUCUUGUUAGGAUGUCAUAUUAAUUUGUUUUAAUUAAUUGCUAUCAUCAGACUAGGUGUGCUACUCCUUAUCGCUAGAUUAUUUGCAGCAACCGCAGCAUACUUAAUCACUUGAUAUUAUUCAAAAAUACUUAAACAAGCAUUUUUCGUUUAAUCUAAUUAGUGCGUGCAGGCAGAUGGAAUGUUUCUACUCGUAGAAAAGCCUAAGUAUCUUGUAACAUAGUUUUGUCUCCAAUUUCGUCACUAUACUGUCUUAUAUAUUGCAAUGUUUUGUAAAUCUAUUUUUAAUAAUUAAUAUAACUUAGGUAUGCAUGUAUACUGCAUAGAUGUAAGUAUCCUUAUGGGUGGUUGCCGCACCGUUUCAAGCAUAUUUUGUGUGUCGUUAAAUUUACUCUAUCGUUAGGAAUAAAAUUAAUAAUUCAACUUCUCUUCAACUUAUAUUAUUUGCUGAAUUGUAAAACUUUGUGUUGGAAGUCAAAAUUAUUUGCAUUAAUUCUGAGAACAUUCUGUGUCGUUCACAUUUAAAUACGCACACCAAAGUACAGACCUCUGUCUUGAAGUUUGAUGAACUCUCUUUAUUUAACUAUACAGUAAGUUUGUUAAUAUAUAUAUCGGAUAACUUUAUCACGUCUGGUUGUGAAACUAGACCGUUUCGAUAUUUCCUAACGACUACUCUGAGAAGACACAAUGAAAUAAUCUCAGAGGUCAGUAUAACUUUUAAAGACAUCCUGUAACAGUAUGGUAUACUGUAACAAUUCAGGUUGGUCUGACGUGAUACCUGUACUUUGUAAUAUGAUGCAGGUGGACCUGUCGGCCUGUGCAUCCGUCGCGAGAGUACUCAAAAUGAUCCUAUCUACUUAGUAAUAGUAAGGCAAAAAAGAGACCCACAAGGUGCUACAAUAAAGAUAUGUUUUAUUAUUUUUUCACAAUUAUAGUAAAGAUACGUUUUAUUACAAGUCAAAGCCUAUUUCUUUAUUCAAAACAAUAUAAAUUAGGUAAAUCUUAUAGUUUUUCAAGGAACGAGGACUAAGAAUGAAGAUAGAUUUUAGUUUUGAUAUGUACGAAUAGAAGAUCCUAUAAUAAUAGUUACUUAUACCCGGCGCGUGUGUAUGACCUGUAAACAAAGUUGAAGAACUGAGUGAAAAUUAGGAUCGUAGUAAUAAAUAAAAUAUUUCUUGAAAUUCA